Manis javanica (Malayan pangolin) is the source of this 2244-nucleotide messenger RNA. Lineage: Eukaryota; Metazoa; Chordata; Mammalia; Pholidota; Manidae. The record is from RefSeq and is a predicted model, not a curated record.
AGAAACAGUUUCCCUUCUUUGACUCCAUGAUGUCAUACUCAGAAUAAGAAAUGGUGAAGAAAACGGAACUAUGACUUAUUCCACUAGAGGUAAAAUGGCUGAACUCAAUACUCAUGUGAAUGUCAAGGAGAAGAUCUAUGCAGUUCGGUCAGUUGUUCCCAAUAAAAGCAAUAAUGAAAUAGUCCUGGUGCUACAACAGUUUGAUUUUAAUGUAGAUAAAGCAGUGCAAGCCUUUGUGGAUGGCAGUGCAAUCCAAGUUCUAAAAGAAUGGAAUAUGACAGGAAAAAAGAAGAACAAUAAAAGGAAAAGAAGCAAGUCCAAGCAGCAUCAAGGCAACAAAGACGCUAAAGACAAGGCAGAGAGGCCCGAGGCUGGGCCCCUGCCGCCCUCGCCACCGCAGAUAGAAAAUGGCCACACAAAGGGCUGUGAGAAGGACAGCUCGUCCGCCGAUUCCGCCAGCGAAAAACCAGUGCUUAUCCCUCGUGAGAAAAAGAUCUCAGUACCUGAGGAACCUUCAAAGGCACUCCGUGGGGUCACAGAAGGCAACAGACCACUGCAACAGAAACUAUCCUUAGAUGGGAUCCCCAAAGCUAUACAUGGAACACCAGAGAGGUCAGAUGGCCUACAGUGGUCAGCUGAGCAGCCUUGUAACCCAAGCAAGCCUAAGCCAAAAACAUCUCCUGUUAAGUUCAAUGCCCCUGCAGCUCAUCUUGAAAUAAAGCCAGAUGAGUUGGCAAAGAAAAGAGGCCCAAAUAUUGAGAAAUCAGUGAAGGAUUUGCAGCGCUGCACUGUGUCUCUCACUAGAUACCGUGUCAUGAUCAAGGAAGAAGUGGAUAGUUCAGUGAAGAAAAUCAAAGCUGCCUUCGCUGAAUUACACAACUGCAUCAUUGACAAAGAAGUUUCAUUAAUGGCAGAAAUGGAUAAAGUUAAAGAAGAAGCCAUGGAGAUCCUGACUGCUCGUCAGAAGAAAGCAGAAGAACUAAAGAGACUUACCGAUCUAGCCAGUCAGAUGGCAGAGAUGCAAAUCAAGCACUUUGUCAGCGAGCGUAAAUAUGAUGAAGAGCUUGGGAAAGCUGCCUGAUUCUCCUGUGACAUUGAACAGCGAAAGGCCCAAAUCAUGCUCUGCAGAGAAAUUACCCAUCCAAAGAACAGCUAUUCCCCGAGAACUCCCUGCAGCUCCCUGCUGCCGCUGCUGAACGCUCACACAGCAGCCUCUGGGAAACAGAGGAACUUCACCCGAAAACCAGCCAGUCACAACAAGUCCUCCGAGGGGAAAGCAGCCAGCCCCAAAGUGGCUAGCAAUCUUCCCAGCACCACUGAUGGCUCUCACCAGGCCAUGCCGGCCAGCAAGCAGAAUGGUUCUUCUAGCCAAAGACGAAGAUUUAACCCGCAGUAUCAUAACAACAGGCUAAACGGGUCUGCCAAGCCACAGGGCAGUGGUAACGAAGCUGAUCCGAUGGUGAAGGGCAACAACCGUCACGAACACAGAAGACAGCCACACAACGGCUUCCGUCCCAAAAACAAAGGCAGUGCCAAAAACCAAGAGGCCCCAUUGGGGACAAAGCCCCUGGAGGCCCCAGCGCAUUCUGAAAAGCCCCGGCGGAGGCAGCAUGCUGCAGACAACUCGGAGGCCAGGCCUUUCCGGGGUAACGUCGCUAGGGUUUCUCAGUGCAAUCUCUGCCCGACGAGAAUAGAAGUCUCCCCGGAUGCCGCGGUUCUCUCCGUCCCCGCCAUGACGUUGGUGGCCUGAGCUAGCAGCGGAAGAAAGCAGUCUUCCCUCAGUGUUGGUUCCGCACCCGAGGUGCUAACCCCACGCGCUGCCAAAAGAGAGUCAAUCAGAAUAUACAAACCCGGUAUGGUUGUGUCAUCCUCUUCAAUCAUUUUUACUAAUUCUAAUAAUUCACUCUAGCUUGCUUCAUAACUUUCACAGCCUUGCUUGAUCUGUUGAUGCUUUUUCUCAUCAAGACAUUGCAACAUUUUAGCCAGGCAGUAUUUACUCAUUUGUUAGGAGAAUCAAGGUGUGGCUAAAGAGCAGAGGCUCAGUAGCAACCUCUGUUGUAGCAGUGAUGUCAGUCCGUUGAUCGUCUUUAGAGAGUUAAUGUUGAAAACAAAUCUUUGUCAAGACAAACAUGAUCUGCUGAAGACAUAUGCGCUUUUGUAGAAUUUAAUGUCUGGUGUUUUUCUGAAAAAAUAUAUAUACAUAUAUUGCUUUAUUUGAAACAAAUUAAAAUAUGCUGCAUUUGA